GAAGUUGUAUAUUCCCAGUUUCAGAUGAAGUCAAAGUUUGCGCCGAAGGCAAGCAAGGCAAAUCCUCAAUAUUGUCAAUGCCCGUAUACACAUUUCCCCUCCGAUUUUAAUUUAUUCUCAGACCGACCCACAAGCAUCACGAUGGUUGUUAUCGGAGAUCGGCCCGUUACCCGAGUCCAUUGUCCGGGAGCACCUGGAACAAACAAAGAUUACCUCUUUUUCCUCAGGUCCACAUUUCUCUUUUUACUGACGCGCAAUGUGGUGGCCGUUCACGUCAUCAAAGCCCGAAAAAAAGGAGGGGGCUCCUCUCCGACAGGACCGCCAGAAAUGCUAUGAAUUCAGAGAUGCGUAUUUUGCCUGUUUGGACCGUGCAGGCGUGGUGAAAGCCGGAGACGAAAAGUCCAGUGGGUCAUGUCUCACUGAAGCGAAGAAUUACGAAAAAAACUGCGCACAGAGUUGGAUUGAAUACUUCAAUCAACGGCGGGUGAUUGCUGAAGCACAAAAGGAACGGUUGGCGCAGGCGGGGACACAGGCCCAGAACGCCAGGAAAUGACAAAAUGACAAUGGUUACGCUUAGUUGAUGUUUCCGUGCAGUAAUCACGCCUCAUUUCGUUUCCUGUACGACCACUCCGCGCUUUUAUGCCGUUCCCAGCUUCCUACUGCGCCUGUACUCGCAUUUGGCCCUAUUGUUUUGUAAUUAUUCAUCAUUCAGAUCACCAACCACAGCCAAUGUUUCGGCCCCCCAGCUCUCCCCAAUACCCGAGAGUUAGCGCUGUGAAUCACAUUGAUAUGACAUCGCGGUUGAUCUUCCCAUUCUAUAUUACUUAAAUGUAUUUCUGCCACCUGCUUUUCAUUGAAGGGAGGCUUCUACAUUUUCUU
Molecule: messenger RNA, 879 nt
Organism: Desarmillaria tabescens
Lineage: Eukaryota; Fungi; Basidiomycota; Agaricomycetes; Agaricales; Physalacriaceae
Product: cytochrome oxidase c subunit VIb-domain-containing protein
Exons: 3
Coding region: 257-553 (98 amino acids)
Cellular component (GO): mitochondrion; respiratory chain complex IV
Source: RefSeq, a predicted model, not a curated record